AAGAAUAAAAAAUAAUUCGUCAGUAUAAACGGAAGUUAACAUUGACCCAAUAACAAUCUUACAUUUAGCGUUUUUAUUGUUAUUUAGACGUUUAUUAACACCCUGGAACUCAAUAUGAAUCCCUCGACUGCACAGCGUCACAUAUUUACACCUGGUAGUCUUUAAUUCGCGUUGUCGACAGGACGAUAUAUGUUUUCUAGCUAGCUAGCUGCUAACAAUGGCUAACUGUAUGGUUUUUCACACUCAAAUAGCCUCCAUCAUGGAGGUGCUAGCGAAUGCAGCUGUAGCAGAGAUCUGUAAAAUCGUGGACGACGACUAUGCAGUGGUUCGUUUGGAAAUAACUCAAAGCCAUAAAGAAAACAGGGGAUUGCGGAGGAAACUACAGCUACUGGAACUGAAGAUGGCACGGGAGCGCGCAGAGAAGACAGCGCGGGAGCGCGUCCUCACCAGUCGUCCCAGUAGUGUGAAACUCCUCGACCGAUACAGAGGAAUGGCAAGGGGCGAAGGACAUCUCACUCGAGGCCACAGGAGCUUUGCGAAGCCAGCAGGACAUAACACGUUUAGAGAUGACCAACCAAUCACUGUUGAUGAGGGGAGUGGAACCUCAACCCAGCAUGUUAUCGUGAUACAGUCUGCAGAGGCUGCAGUCACUGGGGUGAAGCUGGAGAGGUCUGAAGGAGAGGAGGACCCACGGCACAGCAGAGACAUCCAGACUGGAGCGUCCCAUGUAGCCACGGAGGACCUCACCGCCAUCGCGCCCAGGACCCGAAGCAGAAUCACGGAGGAUCUGACCACAGGUCAGACCCAGAGGGGCUGGGGCGACUGGGCUGUCCUGUUCUCAGCUCAGAUUAUUUACUUUACGGUAACCCGAGCCUGAGGACUGUUCAUUCCCAUCGAGACUCAGGUGACGUGUUAAAGGCUGGCAGUGAUCUGUCUUGUUCUUACACUACAGAGAUGGACUCUGGCAACAUAUCCUUGGGUUUAGAGACACACACUGAUCUGUCUAGAGGAGACUGGAACCACUACAGUAGUAGUGUGUACUAUGAAGGGUGCCUAGAUAAGAGGUUAUAGUCAUUGAUGAAGUGACUGAAAGUGGAGGGUGAUGCUCCUCCCACAUGGAAUGUGGAUGAGACUCACUUAGGAGAAGGACACUCACAAGGCAGAGAUUUCUUAGAGUACAGGGAAAGCUUAGAGACAAAUCCAAAUGUCGCGACCCACUCCCCUUUACACACACUCAGGGAUCGAGACCCAGUGUCCACGUUGAUGGGGCCUUUCAAUUCACAUGGCCGCCAUGUCCUUUUUGAUGAGCUAUUGAACUCAAACAACAGGGUUAGAGCCCAGGCUCAGGGAGGGGGAGCAACAUCAGGCAGUAGUAAAGAGAAACGGUUCCUCUGCAUGUUCUGUAACAAAGGCUUCAGCUGCCUCCAGAAUGUAAAGACCCACCAGAGGGUCCACACAGGGGUGAAACCCUUCAGCUGUACCCAGUGUCAUAUGUCCUUCAGCCAGGCCUGCAACCUGAAGAGGCACCAGAGGGUCCACACAGGGGAGAAACCCUUCAGCUCUACCAAGUGUCAGAUGAGGUUCACCCACUAGAACAAGCUAAAGAUGCAUCUGAAGGUCCACACAGGAAAAAGGCUGUUUGCCUGUUUGCGCUGCAGGAAGAGGUUCUCAGAGAGGAGAUACCUCAGGAUACACAGGCAGAAAAAACAUUCCACUCUAUAACAUAGAAAGUAACCAUUCCACUCCAUAGCUUCUGACGUUUAGAUCAAAUCCUGCAUUAAAGAUUCAUUUUCAUUGUCAGCAGAAAAUAUCCACAGGUGCAUUUAGAAUAGUGAGAUGAACAUAUUUCAGUGUUGAAUAUUCCUGGGUAGAAUAUUGCAUCCAGACAUUGUGAUAUAUAAGGCCUAUAUAAGCCUAAAAAGUCUGUUACAUAUUGUGUUUGUACUGUGUAGGCUAUAUGAUGUUCAAACAGAUUGAGACAUAUUUUAAAUGUACAUUUUAGCAGGCACUCUUAUCCACAGUGAAUUACAGUUAAUGCAUUCAUUUUAAGAAAGCUGGGCUAAAUAACCACGUAACACUGUCGUAGCAAGUACAUUUCCUUAAA
Oncorhynchus tshawytscha (Chinook salmon) is the source of this 2104-nucleotide messenger RNA. RefSeq lists its product as uncharacterized. The record is from RefSeq and is a predicted model, not a curated record. The transcript has 4 exons. NCBI's taxonomy places the organism in Eukaryota, Metazoa, Chordata, Actinopteri, Salmoniformes, Salmonidae. The coding region runs from base 218 to 877 and encodes 219 amino acids.